AUGUUACCAGCGUCUGCGUUCUUUGGGGUGGCUGCUUAUGUCACAUGCUCAAGCAUGAUGCUUGUGGCCAACAAAGUCACGCUCACAUUGAUACCCCUCCCUGGCGCGGUGUUUACAUUCCAGCUGGCCUUCGCAGUGGUGUCGAUCUACAUGAUGAAGACCCUGUGCUCUCUACGGGUGGACGAUCUCACCUGGUUCAAUAUCAAGCUAAUGUUUCCAUACACCAUCUCCUUUGCCAUGAGUAUAUAUGCCAAUGGCAAAAGUCUUGAGCAUUCCAAUGUGGAGACGGUGAUCGUGGCCCGCUCCUGUGCUCCACUCUUGAUUAGUGUGAUCGAAUGGGCCGUGCUGAAUCGCCAGCUGCCCAGCUGGAAAUCCACUGGUGCCUUGCUGUCCAUUCUGGUGGCGGCCACGGGCUACGUUUUGGCUGACAGCCAAAUGAAGCUGGUGGGUUUGCAGGCCUACACAUGGGUGGGCAUUUACCUGCUGCUGAUUGUCUACAACAUGGUCUAUGGGAAGUCGGUCACCUCCAAAGUGAGUUUCGCUUCUCCCGUGUGGGGUUUGACGCCUUGGAUCAUUCGGGCUCGGAUCGACGGUUCGUUGGGCAGAGGCAUGGCUGGCUUUGCGGCCUUGUUCGUGUCCUCAGCGAUCGGGGUGGGCAUUAGCUGGAGUGGCUGGAAUUGCACCAGCCUUCUGACCGCCACGACCUAUUCGCUGGUGGGAUGCUUGGAACCAGCACGAGGUUUUUGGGACUUUCGGAUGGGCCGAAGCGAUGUGAAUGACGCAGGGGUUUUGAUCUGGGACAAGCACGCCACACCCCUCGGGAUCUUCUGGCUCUGUAUCUGUCUGAUUGCCGGGAUGUUCUACGAGCCAGCCGCCCUCCGGGAGAACGCCAAAGUCGCCAGCGAGGUGGACGGCGAGCCUUCCGAGAGCGCCUAA
Durusdinium trenchii is the source of this 936-nucleotide messenger RNA. NCBI's taxonomy places the organism in Eukaryota, Dinophyceae, Suessiales, Symbiodiniaceae. The record is from the annotation of a GenBank genome assembly.